Lepisosteus oculatus (spotted gar) is the source of this 1191-nucleotide messenger RNA. NCBI's taxonomy places the organism in Eukaryota, Metazoa, Chordata, Actinopteri, Semionotiformes, Lepisosteidae. The record is from RefSeq and is a predicted model, not a curated record.
CUGUAUUGAAUAAAGCAGCUAGGGUGGAUGGAAAACAUCUCCGUCAUCCUCAAAGGCAAAGGUUUUACUGGAUAAACCUUCCUAUAGCUAUACACAGACUGCUUUCCCACUAACUUUACUGUGCUCCUAGUUCCUUGGUGGCUGAUUGGUGGGUGUGCUGGGGCGGUAGGACUGUUUCUGCUCAUCAUCUCCAUUCUGUUCCUGCUGUGUUGCAAAAGGGACAAAAUGUCAGAGAAAUUAAGGUGUGAGGAUGCCCUCUAUGAGAACGUUGACCUGAAUGACAAGAGAAAAGAUCCAGAGGUACAAGAGGUGUGCUAUUCCACAGUUUCCUUCAGGAAAAGAGUACACCCAACAGGAAAGAAUGAAGUUACCGAUUCAACGGCUGACUCGACGAAGCCGGGAGACAAGAGAGGGAUCACAGAUAAACCCCGCAUAGACUGCAACGAACUGGCCUCCGCCCUCGUCAACCUCAAGAGCGCAAACCAAGAUCAGCCCCAGACGGGAUGCACACAGCCUAUUUAUGCUGUUUCUACAAAGACAAAAGGCAGAGUUCAACACCAGGUGUCUGACGGCACCUGGCCCACCUCUGUGAACGAACUGAAAAAGAAAUUCCGGGUCACAAUCAAGAACAAGGCUCCGAAGACGAACAAUGACGCACAACAUCAAGCUGGGACAGCGGCCAGCAGGAGCGAGCAGCCCUACUCCAUUAUUGAGCUGAAGGACAGGACCAAAGCUGAGAAUCCAGCACCCAGCAGUCAACAGCCGUACUCCAUUGUCAGAUUGAAGAAGAUCAAAGAGACAGACUCCAUCCGGACUCGCUCCCCUGUGGCGCCGGAGCCGCUGUACGAGGAAAUUCCGGAUUAACACGCGCAGAAGGCAGCGCCGUCUCGCGGAGGACUGCGCGCCGCAAACGUCUUUUUUCCAGAUGAAAAAAAUCUUUUCACAGAGACCCUACCCCGUCCUCUUUUUCUCACUCGUUCUCUACUAUAUUUAUUGAUUUGCAAAAGCAACGGUUUUUUUUGCACAUUCUCUUUUUACUUUGUCUAGAGUACGAAAUUAUAUUUCCAUCGUAUCCUAUCUCUUAUGCAGAAUAAAUAAUACGACCGUAUUAAAGAACUUUGUAAUAAUUAUGUACACCUGUUGGUAUUUCACGGACUAUUAUGAGCCCAGAUUAAAUGUUUGCAACAAUAA